This is a messenger RNA of Opisthorchis viverrini, 1450 nucleotides long. RefSeq lists its product as hypothetical. Gene Ontology annotation, biological process: double-strand break repair via nonhomologous end joining; interstrand cross-link repair; protection from non-homologous end joining at telomere. The transcript has 6 exons. The coding region runs from base 1 to 852 and encodes 283 amino acids. Lineage: Eukaryota; Metazoa; Platyhelminthes; Trematoda; Opisthorchiida; Opisthorchiidae. The record is from RefSeq and is a predicted model, not a curated record. Gene Ontology annotation, molecular function: damaged DNA binding; 5'-3' DNA exonuclease activity.
AUGGAAUAUUCGGAAGUUCAUGCGACCAAUACGGGAGAAGGUGAACGACAGCCACUGGCCGACAAGAACAAAACCGACCCGGGAAGCUUGGGCAAAUGCCUUGAUCCUGUGUAUCAAUCCAUCUAUGUUAGUCCCAAAAUGGCCGAGUUGUACUCGCACCUAUCGGAGCAUGUGGUGGCAACUCACCUUUGCUCAGAUCCCGAUGCAACCUGGAUACAUGUCUGUUCUGAACGGAAACACACACAUGGUGCACGACGGGUAGGUAGGCAGCGAAACAGCUCCAGUUACCACAAGCGAUUCGAAAAACGGAAAAGGGGUCGUCUUCCAUCAAUUCCUGCAACCCACCUAAAUGAAAACGUCGAAGAAACUUGGACUGAGGCGAUCCAGUGUGUCCCUACCCUCACCAUCAUCCCGACGGCUAUGUGGUUUGGACUGUCGCACCACGCACUCCAAUCUCGUGGUUUCGCAUUUGUACCAUCUCGAAAUCCGUGUGAGAAAGUAGUGCGUCUACUCUACUGCACUCACGCGUCUUACUCCGAACUGAUUGAAUUUGUGCGGCGGCUACGUCCCAGAAAUGCAGUCGCAUGUGUUGUUCCCCGUGGAGACACAGAGGAGACGCAGGUCCAAGCUCGACUGGAUCGACUUGUAAGGGAAGUACAGAUGGUCGAACAGAACAUAUCUCCGUCCACCGUCGGAUCAUUAGUUGAUUGUUGUGCAAAGAAUUCCGCCACUGGAUCGCCAUUCAUGGAAAGCUUUUUGAGGUUUGCUGAACACCGGAGGCAAAUUCUCGCCUUUUCGGGACAAGAAUUGCCCGCUGAUGACCCUUCCGGGUUGGAUUUCGUAUUCAGUUAGAUCGGUGCCUUACUACACUGCAACCGUUACACUACACCGCUCGAUCUCGUCUUGUCCUUCAUCCGCAGUGAUAUUGUUCGGUCAGUUCACCCGGGAACUUGACAGACUACUUAUUACUCUGUGAUUUCCUUACCUUUUUUAAAAUCCAGUUUUUCUGCUUUUGUCUGUAUUUGGCAAAGAUGUUAACCUUGUGAAUUGUUCCGGUUGUUUUCCGUCGCGCACUUUCAUUCUGCUGUUUUUGUUCUGGCGAUGGCCCUGAACCAAUUUUUCGUGAAUUUUAUAAAAGUUCUGCCAUUAUAAGAUCGCUACUUGCGGGAUUUUAAAACGUCAAAGUUGGAAAACGCAGCCAAAAUGAACGAAAACCUCGACGACUUUACAAAUGUGAUAGAUAUACGAUCGUUAUACUGCGGUUGACUUGAUAUUAUUCGAAACGCUUCAUUCCCUCAUUGUGCAUGCAUAUCUAUAGAAGAGGAUCCCUUGAGGAUGAAAUAUAAGAGGUGCCUUGGAUCGGUGCUUCAUUUGUCGUUCUCAACUGUGGGGGAGAAAUCCCAGUGUCAGACAAGUUCUAUAAAAAAUGGGUGGUGAUUUUGACACAUCG